Messenger RNA from Clonostachys byssicola, 1323 nucleotides. Lineage: Eukaryota; Fungi; Ascomycota; Sordariomycetes; Hypocreales; Bionectriaceae. The record is from the annotation of a GenBank genome assembly.
AUGGCUCCUUCGCCUGAAUCCCUCGUCUUUCAUCGAGCCCCAUCGAUCGAAGGAGAUGCUCCUCCACCAGGGCCAAAUCCUGAUACCAUCGAAGCCUUCGUAUAUCUCGCCCUAGUUGUGCUUCUUGUCGGAUUUCGAGUAUUCUGUCGAACAAGAGCCAUUGGCAUCAGCUCUUUGGGGCCGGAUGAUUACCUUAUGAUCUUCAGUAUCUUGCCGCUCGUGGCCGAGACCGUCGUCCAAUAUAUCACCGGUACGGAAUUUCAUGGCCUAGCCAACAGCGCCAUGACGGAUAGCUACCGCCUUGGAAUUGAGCCAGGGGGUCAAGAAUGGAUAUGGAGAGUUAAUGGUACGAAGACGAUUUUAGUCGGAUGGAUAAUGUACACCACCCAGAUAUGGAUGAUCAAGGCGUCAAUGUGCACAUUCUACCUGCGCCUUACCGUCGGCCUUGAAGGGUACAAAACUCGAAUACUCAUUGGACUUGGCAUAAUCGUUGCGUCCUACAUCGCUGCCAUAUGCACAAUCUUGUUCACUUGCAUGCCCUUUGAGAAACACUGGCAGAUCUUCCCAGACCCAGGGAAUUUGUGUAUGCCUGCUAUCAAUCGGGUCGUCAUAUAUACUUGCCUUGCUCUCAAUAUUUUCAGCGAUCUCUACCUUUUCAUGAUUCCCGUUCCCAUGUUCUGGGCGGCAAAACUCCCGCCAGCCAAGAAAUGGGGUCUGACAGUCUUAUUCUCUGGCGGCAUCGUUAUCAUUGUCUUUGGUGUUCUCCGAUGCGUAUCUAUCUUGAAGGCUAGUACCCAUCUGCUAUCAAUAUAUCAUGCUGAUGAUUCCGAGGGACCGAGAGAAGGCACCAAUUGGGCUUUGAGAGAAUCAUUCGUUGCGGUUGCUGUUACCAACUUGCCCAUGACCUGGGGCUGGCUCAAGGUCAAGCUCCGCCCAUUCCUAGGAUCUUUCCUGUCGACACCUCGAACCAAAGCAACCGGCUACGGGAGGACUGGCAAUGGGGGAGGGAGUGUGAAGCUAGACGACAUGUCAGCCUCCGGCAGGUGGCGGGACCAACAGAAGCAGAAAAACAAGUCGCUAUCCUUGAGCCAGCAAAACAUGACACCCGGAGGACUCACAUUCCUAUGCGAGACGGACAGCAACGAAGAGGACAGUAUAAGACCGAUCAGUCAUGGAUCCCAUGGCAUUGUCAUGCAGGUUGAGUUGAAAGUGUCGUCAGAGAGGAAGUCACAGAUUGAAGGCGAUAUCAAGGUGAGCGAGACACCGCCGGUGCCUGAUAGUUUUUCGCCACCCGACGAGCCUAAUGUUGUGAAAUUGAAAUGA